GUCUUGUAGGUAAGUAAGACGGUUUCGCCGGCCCACUAUCCCGUCUGGUAGCUGCUGGGCGGCUUUCCGAUGAUCGACUUUGGAAAUUCACUAGAUUCGGCAGGCUGAUUGAUAUGGACUUCCUAAAGUGCCUUGUCCUCAAUUGUCUAGUCAGUUCUAUGGUUGCGCUUUCUUCUAUGAGAUUGCUAGCUCUUCCCUCGCCCUCUUACUCACCCGGGGCGACGCUUGAUAUCAUAAAUGGCUACACACCCUUUUCGCACUCUUCUAUCCCAUCGGUUAUGGAUGCGCGGACAUGGUAUCGUAUUGUCAUGCCCGCAUCAUCCUUGGGUCACGAUGAAGCAAGGAACAGGCGACCAUUGGUAAUUCGUCACCUUCACCUCCGCCCGAUAAUUCAUCUUGUCGCCCAACCAACUAGCCGCAUGGUGAUUUACUACGACAAAUUCGGGGGCGGAAACAGUUCGCGGUAUCCAGAAAGCAAAGGCAACGAUUGUUUCUGGAGGCCAUAAUUAUUCAUGACGGAAUACCCCCAGACACCUCGGCUUGAAUCAGAAUAGAAAAGGGGGUUGGUCUGGUAUGUAUGGCUACUCAUGGGGCACUAUAUUUGGUGGAAAGUACGCUAUCGAAUGCCAGCCGGAAUAUCUCAACAAGCUUGUCCCAGUCAUGUGGGCCGGCAGUUAUGAAAAUGGUCGAUCGCCGCCCGAUAUCCCCUGAGUUGCUCUCGACCUAGGUGUCGGAAGUCGCGGUCACGGUGCCA
Cucurbitaria berberidis CBS 394.84 is the source of this 754-nucleotide messenger RNA. RefSeq lists its product as uncharacterized. The record is from RefSeq and is a predicted model, not a curated record. The coding region runs from base 114 to 506 and encodes 130 amino acids. The transcript has a single exon. NCBI's taxonomy places the organism in Eukaryota, Fungi, Ascomycota, Dothideomycetes, Pleosporales, Cucurbitariaceae.